AUGGACCGCCUACUGCAGGCUAAUCGCAGUGCGGCUGACCUUGACGGAGAAAAGGCUGCUGAUGCUGAAGAAAAUUCAGAGCGGUCCCUGCAGGAUGGGCUUCUUCUGUUCCAGAAUAAGCUCGUGGUCCCUGAAGAGGGCGACCUUCGCACCCGAUUGCUUGAUAUGACCCACCGACAGCCCUCUACUGCACACCCAGGACGAACCAUGACAGAAACUCUGCACAUCCUUAUGGAUUUCCGCUCCUGCCCGAAGGACAAGCACGGCUUUGACGAGACCUGCGUGAUCGUAGAUCGCCUGACGAAGCGGGUGAUCUCGAUCCCCUGCCACAAGAACGUAUCCGCAGUAGAUAUGGCCCAGCUCUUCCUCGAAUAUACAUAUCGAUGGGUAGGACUGCCAGAGUCAAUCCUUUCGGACCGCGGAGGCCAGUUUGUAUCGGCCUUCUGGGAGGAGCUCUGCCUGCGGCCGAGGAUCAAGCGCAGACUGACCUCGGGGCAGAAGCCCUCCACGAACGGCCAUACGGAGAUCGUCAAUCACUGCUGCCGGAUAUGGACUUCGCCUACGCCAUCCUCGAACACGAGUCAACCGGGCUUUCCCCUCUUCCAGGUUGAGCGUGGCUACGAGCCCCGGGUCUCCUUUGACUGGGCCUCGCUCUCGCAGCCUCGGGAUAGGCCCCAGGAUCAAGCCGGGGCUUGCCGGACUGCCUGCCGUUUGGAGCAGAUCUGGGACUACGCUAGGGGUCAGAUUGAGCUGGCUCAGGUGAAGAUGAAGCAGCAGACCAAUAAACAUCGUAGGCUAAUGGAUUUCAAGGCCGAGGGCUGGGUCUACGUGACUACUAAGGACUGGGAGUUAGGCCGUCCAAGCCGCAAGUUCGGUGAUCAAUAG
Messenger RNA from Aspergillus affinis, 885 nucleotides. RefSeq names its product integrase catalytic domain-containing protein. Gene Ontology annotation, molecular function: nucleic acid binding. The record is from RefSeq and is a predicted model, not a curated record. Lineage: Eukaryota; Fungi; Ascomycota; Eurotiomycetes; Eurotiales; Aspergillaceae. Bases 1 to 885 code for a protein of 294 amino acids. The transcript is spliced from 3 exons. Gene Ontology annotation, biological process: DNA integration.